GAAGUAGACAAAACCAGCCGUACAGGACGACGUCCGAGUCGAAGUGCCUUGUCCAGUCGUAACGAUCGAAGAUCAGCGAAAAGUCCUCAAAAGACAGAUGCACCAAAGGAGAAUAAACAUCCAUUUGCUCUGUAUGGGUGGGGAGAAAGACAGACAGAUACUGGAAGCCAGAAAACUCACAAUGUCUGUGCUUCUGCUUCAGCGAACGAAGUAAGUAAAAGCUUCUGUAUCAUUAAAGG
Molecule: messenger RNA, 239 nt
Organism: Pelecanus crispus (Dalmatian pelican)
Lineage: Eukaryota; Metazoa; Chordata; Aves; Pelecaniformes; Pelecanidae
Source: RefSeq, a predicted model, not a curated record